This is a messenger RNA of Stylophora pistillata, 4572 nucleotides long. RefSeq lists its product as uncharacterized. The record is from RefSeq and is a predicted model, not a curated record. NCBI's taxonomy places the organism in Eukaryota, Metazoa, Cnidaria, Anthozoa, Scleractinia, Pocilloporidae.
UAAUUUAGGCGAGUCUACGAUCUUGUGGUGGCUUGUCUUGAAUAAUAAGCCUCAAAAACCCGAAGUGGAUCCAAUAAAGCUGAUUCAUAUUAAUUCCGUUUUACUUGCAGGAAAUAUUUUAACUGGUCAAGGGAUUCAAAGCUAUAAGAAUCUCUACCGUUUCUCAAGGAUGGCAUUCUUGUGAUUCAAUAAUAAAUUUCUCUUCUUCAUUCAAGUUAUAAUAAUACACUUACUUCCAAAACACAUUUCUCGAGCAACAGUUACCAAUAAUUGUACAAGUGCUGUCUAUCCAGAAGAUGCCUGUAACAAAAUCACCUACGAACACUGAGGUCUACAACAUCUUGACAAAGUCAGAAAACAGUUUCAACAUUGAGUCAGCUCUUUAUCCACCAAAAUAGCCCUCUUCAGUUCGUGGGUUUGUAAAUGUCUAUGGUCCCAACAAAACGGAAAAUUCAACUCCUGCUGCCAAAUACACGUGGAGUAUUUCUUGCCUGUAUGCUGCUUUCCCUGCAAAAGUCCUUCAAUUUUGGUCUUUAUGGUCAAUCAUGGUGACCACACGAGCUCAGAAGCUUGACAUAACAAUUUCACUUUUCUGCUGUGAUGUAACGAAAGGGAAACUAAAAAAACACAUCGAGGACGCUCUAGCUGCUCUUCAAGAUUUGGCUGUUCGUCCAGGAUUACGAGACCCACAACUGAAUUCGGCUGAGUGUAUCACAGAGGGACAUCAACCAAGUCUUUUUCCUUCUACAGAACACAGUUGGCGAAUAAUAUCAAUUUUAGGCCUCUCCUUUCUCUUUUCAACACUGUUUGGGCCAUUGUUAGCCUUUUAUGUAAACCAAUUGAAAACUGUGUCCUUUCUGGUAAAUUAGUGAAGAGUAUUUUGCAUUGUAUCAAAAUAGCAGCCAGUCUGGUUGACAAACUCAUAUUUUCCUCUUUCCCUAUGUGCUGGAAUGCCUUCAUUUUCAAAGGAAUAGUUAUCACUUAACCACAAAUUUGACAUGCUGUAUAACAGUUCAAGCUAAUGCCGCUAUAAUUAUAUAACAUCCUAUUACUCAUAGACCAAAUUAUUAGAAGAAGUACAGCAUUGUUUAUAAAACUGCAGAGAUGAAUGACAUAGAUCUCUUUCCAACAUUGGAGUCAUCAAUGGAAGUAACGAGAGAAGAAGCGAUAAUAUUUAAAGUUAAUAAAAAGAAAAAUGGUCAGGAACACGAGCGAAAUGGUUGUAUUGUUUUGUUACUAUUUGUUGUGCAAAUUGAGAUUGAGUCUAGCUUAAGAUCUAGCAAAGAGUAAUUUUUUUCGUUAUGGAAGUUUGUCAUAUGAGACAUUUUCAAAGAUGUCACUGUAUUUUAGGCAAACUCUUCUUGUGCAUUGUAGUAGUAGAGUAGUAGUAGAAACUUUAUUAGAGUGUCGAAAAGCCGUCUAGCCAGGGAACAAAUCCCCUACUAAUUUGGGGACACCAAUUGUUCUCUACCUCUUGUACUGAUAGGUGACUUCGUUAAGCUAGACUGGGUAACUUACCUAAGCUAAAGUGAUAGGAAUUAUUUUUGCUUAUGUGAUCAGUUCAGGUCCAUUUAUUCAUGUAUGACCCUGAUUCUAUAAGAAAUCGCGUAAAGCAACGUUUGGAUAUACUACCACUCAAUAAACUUGUAAAACUUCAAAACCAACUGAAGAUUCAUCCUCAAGUCAACUCAAAAAAGAAUCAGCUUUCAUUUACUCGAAAUAAAUCUAAGUAUUAGUAACGAUAGCUGACCUGUGGCUCUAGUUGUCUCAACACCGUUAUCAACUUGUAUACACUGGAAGCUAAAAAUAUCGUUUGAUUUAGAAGUCAAAUCAUGUGGAAACAUUCAGCCUGUUUAUCGGUAAGGUAAAUUUCUCAUGAUAUCAGACUUCUCCAUUAGCCUUGAGUUCAAAUAUCGAUUAAAUAGCCACAGAAGAUCAGGUAUCUUAAUUAUUCAAACCGUCAAAGAAUUAAAUAUUAUAGGUAUGUGGGUUUAUAGUCUACAACUUCCCUUUUCUUUCGGGGAAAUACUGCGUGACAUAUUAUUCACACUUAAAUUAAGUGAUCUACUUACGGUCGUUCGACUCCCGUCGUCACAGGGUUAAAUGAUAAUUCUAGAUAUCUCAUUUUGGUGUCAUUGCACUUGAUCGCUUGGUUUGGUGAAAAAGAUCAAGUCUUCUUCAUAGGGAAGGAAAUAUUUGAACUGGCCAAGAGAUUCAAAGCUAUAAGAAUCUCUACUGUUUCUCAAAGAUGGCAUUCUUGCGAUUCAAUAAUAAAUUACUCUUCUUCAUAGUUCAAGUUAUUAUAAUACACUUACUUCCAAAACACAUGUCUCGAGCAGCAGUUACCAAUAACUGUACAAGUGCUGUCUAUCCAACAGAUGCCUGUAACAAAAUCACCUACGAACAGGUCUACAACAUCUUGGCAAAGUCAGAAAACAGUUUCAACAUUGAGUCAGCUCUUUAUCCAGCCAAGAGACCCUCUUCAGCCAAGAGACCCUCUUCAGUUCGUGUGUUUGUAAAUGUCUAUGGUCCCAACAAAACGGAAAAUUCAACUCCUGCUGCUAAAUACACGUGGAGUAUUUCUUGCCUGUAUGCUGCUGUCCCUGCCAAAGUCCUUCAAUUUUGGUCUUUAUGGUCAAUCAUGGUGACCACACGAACUCAGGAGCUUAACAUAACAAUUUCACUUUCCUGCUGUGAUGUGACGAAAGGGAAACUAAAACAGUACAUCGAGGAUGCUCUAGCUGCUGUUCAAGAUUUGGCUGUCCUUCCAGGAUUACGAGACCCACAACUGAAUUCAGCUGAGUGUAUCAUAGAGGGACAUCAACCAAAUAUUUCUUCUACUACAGAACACAGUUGGCGAUUAAUGUCAAUUUUAGUCCUCUCCUUUUUCUUUUCAACACUGUUUGGGCCAUUGUUAGCCUUUUAUGUAACGCAAAUACGGGACGAACUGUCACUGAUUAAGAAAAAUACUAUAGAUUUCCUGUGUGGGUUUUUGUUGCUAAUAUUCGGUGGUUUACUUAUAGCAAUGCUUUGCCGUGAAAGGGAAGUUGUUCAUCCUUUUAUUGAGGCAAUACAACUGGUUACGAUAGUAGUUGGGAUUUUAGUCUUUUCAGUAGCGUAUUGUAAAUGUAAGGGGGAAACGAACAACCAGUCUGUAAAGAAGAAGUCAUGUGUUUUCAUCAUUUGUGCAAAUUUAGCAGCUUACCAUUUUUGCUGGCUCUUGGUGGGUAUAAUGCUGAAUCCUAUCUGGGGUCUUGUUGUUCUGCUCUUAGUUUGCCUUGUUAUUGGUGUUUCCACUUUUGCAUUUCAUACUUUCCUGUCUUCAACUACUUCUGACAAAUGUCAGCCAUUCUCCUCGUGUUUUGCUGGGUUCCUGGCUGUCUGCUGUCUUAUUGUGGUGGUGAUUUUUGCUGGGCAGUCCUACAGUGGGAGAGAAACUGCUGAUGAAUCUUUGAAAGAAGCAGUGAUGUAUUUAAUCUCCAUAUUCUUUUCAUGGCUUUAUUGGAAGAAGUGGGUUAAAAAAAGUGACGAAUGUGGUGACAGUGCAAGUAGGUCAGAUCAGGCUAUUCUUUCACAAAACGGUCAGGCUUCAGAACAUCAGGUGUAAAUGGAAUACUUAUGAGCUAAAAUUGAUGAACUUUAUCCAACACUUUAAUUCAGCCUCUUAAUCUGGAAAAAAAAUAAUUGUUGGAGAAACUAAAGAAUGUCUGCCAACAACAGAAAUGCCCUAGAACAUCACUUUUCCAGUGACAAGAUGAAAAAUUACAUUUUUUCAACAUAUUUUUUUUUUUUCUAUGCAUGGUGCUUCAUUUAUUUCACUGCAAAACUGAAUACUAUGGUAUAUGUAACCGAAGGAAAAUGUUACCUUGACUCCAAACCUGUGAGUAAUAAUUGUCCCUUCAGUAACUGGUCACUUUCUGGUAACUCAGUAGAGAGUAUUUUUGUAAGUGCUGGUUAAUGUAUUGAUUUUGUAAGGAGAAGUUUUUACUAAAUUGCAAAUUUGAUAUGCUGUAUAAAAGUUCAAGCUAAUGCUUUCAUGAAAUCAGAUUUUAUUGAAGGAAGCACAACAUUGUCUAUCAAUAUUAUAUAAUUUCAAUAACUAUCUUGUACUACAACAGGUUUGGACUUGUUUACAUCUACACUGUUUAACUAUAGUUUAGGAUGCAUUAUAAUGUAAAUUCAUUAUCUGGAAAAAUCUUUGAAACUGUAUAAAAAAAAAACUGGAAUGUAGACUAACACUAAAUUGUACAUGUAAACAGUGCUUUUAUUCAGAUUUGAAGCUACAAAAGGGGGCUGUCCUACUGCCUUAGGAAGCUAAAAUUGUACUGGUUUGAAAGUGGAAAAAGUUCUUAAUAUAUGAUGGUCUGUAUUGCAAUACAAACUCUGUCAAUGAUUGUUUCAGAUAUUUUGCUACACAAGAGCUCUGACAGGCACCAAGUCUUUUUUGAAGCACUGCUAAAGAAAAAGACCUUAGGUUGUACCAGCUUUACAUGUAAGUGCCCUACCUUGUAUACAAUGUAUUAAUUAUUCUAGAAGCAGUGUGAUAACAACAAAAUAAAUUUCAUAAAUACA